Clarias gariepinus (North African catfish) is the source of this 1490-nucleotide messenger RNA. RefSeq names its product keratin, type I cytoskeletal 13-like. Lineage: Eukaryota; Metazoa; Chordata; Actinopteri; Siluriformes; Clariidae. The transcript has 8 exons. The record is from RefSeq and is a predicted model, not a curated record. Gene Ontology annotation, molecular function: structural molecule activity. Bases 97 to 1395 code for a protein of 432 amino acids.
CCCAGGUAUAAAAAGGAGUCCCGAAGCAUUUAUGCUUUUACUCUCUGCUUUCGAUCGAAUUGUCAUAAGGCAAGGUACGAGUAAAGGAACGACAACAUGGCAACGUUCUUCUCCAGCUCCUCUAUGUCAGGUAGAUCCUCUGGGUUGAGACGAAGCUCAAGUGUGCGUCGUGCAGCCAGUGUUUUCGGGGGAGCGGGAAGUUCAGGGGUGCAAAUCUCGUCUGCAUCCUUCAGCUACAGCUCCAUGGGCUCGGAUGACUCUGCUUUAAUCGGCAAUGAGAAGAUGACAAUGCAGAACCUGAACGACCGUCUGGCCACCUACUUGGCAAAGGUACGCACUCUGGAGAAGGCCAAUGCUGAUCUGGAGCUCAAGAUCCGCCAGUUCCUUGAAGGCAAGGCCUCGCCCAAGGCCCGAGACUACUCUGCCUAUUUUGCCACCAUCAGUGACCUGCAGGGCAAGAUUUACGUAGCAACCCAAGCGAAGGGAGGAGUGCACCUCAAACUGGACAACUUACGUUUGGCCAUAGACGACUUCAGAACUAAGUAUGAGCACGAGAUGGAGAUGCGUAAGACAGUGGAGGCUGAUGUCGCCGGGCUGAAACGGCUCCUGGACGAUUUCAAGUUGUCCAAGCAGGACCUGACCCUGCAGCUGGAAGGCUUGAAAGAGGAACUCGCCUUCCUCAAAAAGAACCAUGAGGAGGACAUGGCGGCAGCGCGUCAACAGAUGAGCGGGCAGGUUCAUGUGGAGGUCGACGCCGCGCCUCAAGAGGAUCUCAUGAAAGUCUUAACAGAAAUGCGUGAACAUUAUGAAGCACUCACCGCAAAAAUCCAGAGAGACGCAGAAAACUGGUUCAAAUCUUCGUCAGAGGUUCUGAAACAGGAGGUGGUGACUCAUACAGAGAGCCUGCAGACAUCUAAAAGCGAAAUGAAAGACCUGAAAUCCCGUCUGCAGGCUUUGCAGAUUGAGUUGCAGUCCCAGCAGUCCAUGAAAGCAUCAUUGGAGAGCACGCUGAACGAAACUAAAUCACGGUAUGCCAUGCGCAUGGCUGGGUACCAGACACAGGUGGUAAAUUAUGAGGAGCAGCUGGUGCAGCUUCGUGCUGAUCUCGAGCGUCAAUCCCAGGAGUAUCAGAUACUUCUGGACAUCAAGACCAGACUUGAGAAGGAGAUCGAAGAGUACAGGAGACUGUUGGAUGGAGAAGCGACCAAGACUAAGGCUGUAUCCAGCAGCAGCAGCAGCAGCAGCAGCAGCAGCAAAACCAACACCAUUACCAGUGGCAGUAGCAGCAGCAGCACCACUACCACUUCCAGGACUAAGGUGAUCACGGUGCUGGAAGAGGUGGUGGACGGGAAGGUGGUCUCCUCCACAACCUCUUCAUCCUACGUAACCAAAUAAAUCUGAGGGUUAGUUGUGGAGCUCCAGUGCGCCAUCAUGUGGCUGAAAGAAACCACAGUCUCUGACCUGAAUAAAAAUUAACUCAGUGCAACUCA